AAACUAUCAGUUUAUCUUUCUCUGUCUCUUUCACUAUCCAUCCCUCAAUUUAGCCCACAAUCCCUGUGUGUGUGUGUUGUGUAAUACAAAUUUUGUAUGCCAUUAAAAUCGUUUGUAUAGUGCACUGGUGUCGGUUUGAAACACACACACACUCACAGACAGACAUCAAAAUUAUAUACAACGCACUGCUCAGUGAUCUGGAAAAGGCAACGGGACACCUGAAAAAACAGCCGACCCAAACAUCCGGCUGGAAAAUGUCUACACCGGCCGAUAUAACCACUGUAUCGGCGGCACCAAAACUUGGCAAAAACUAUGAAUACUACGGCGGCAAUGAUGAGCCACUGUACCAGAACGACAUAAUGGCCGGUCGGAGGACAGGUGGUGGCGGUGGGGGCGCCAAAUCGCCAGUGACAACAAAUGGCAAUUAUGGGGGACGGGAUCGAACUGAUAGCACUCAAGUCAAUCAACUGAUCUAUAAUCUCGAACAUAAUCUUCAUAAUCCUCAUAGUCCAACACACGUACAUCACGUACACAAUAGCCCCAAAUCGUCGCCGACACCGUUCACACAACAACAACAACACCAACAACAGCAACAACAACAACAGCAACAGAAUUAUCACAAUCACUCAAAUGUACCGCUCGGCCAUCGGCCAUAUCAGGCCAGGAUUACCGAUACGGACAGCGGUUUGCUAAUCGAGUCCUACAAACCGAAAUGUCAAGUAAACAGCAGUCCGAUCAUUAGUGAACAACCGAGAAAAGGUAUACUAAGUUCACCGAAACAUGUCGUACAUAACCAACCGACAACCAGUACGGCAUCUAAUGCUACUCAAGAACUCGAUGACCUCAUGGCAUCGCUAUCGGACUUUAAGAUGAAGGACAGACCUAUGAGUAACUCAGACUAUGGCAAAGUAGUAUCGCCUAAACAACUGACAGCCGUCACCACACCGGGCAGUCAUCAAUUGGAUUCAAUUAUUGGUAGUCUGCAGUCGGAUAUGAGCCGUCAUGGAGUCGACACUGCGGCUAAAGGUCACUGUUCGGCCUGUCAUAAACCGAUUGUCGGCCAAGUGGUAACUGCAUUGGGCAAGACGUGGCACCCGGAGCAUUUUACAUGUCUGAGCUGUGGCCUCGAGUUGGGUACCAAAAACUUUUUCGAAAGAGACGGCAAUCCUUAUUGUGAAACUGAUUAUCACAAACUGUUUUCGCCGAAGUGUGCCUAUUGUAGCGCUUCCAUACUUGACAAAUGUAUAACGGCACUAGAGAGGACAUGGCACCCGGAACACUUUUUCUGUGCCCAUUGCGGCAAAACUUUCGGGGAUGAUGGCUAUCACGAAAAAAACGGAAAGCCCUACUGCCGACAGGACUACUUCGACCUGUUUGCGCCCAAAUGUGGCGGCUGUAAUGCGGCCAUUACCGACAACUACAUAUCGGCACUCAACACCCAAUGGCAUCCCGAGUGCUUUGUCUGUCGGGAUUGUCGGUCACCAUUUCAAGGGGGCAGCUUUUUCGAUCACGAGGGACAGCCCUACUGCGAGACCCACUAUCACGCCAAACGCGGGUCACUGUGCGCCGGGUGUCACAAACCAAUUGCCGGCCGAUGCAUUACGGCCAUGUACCGCAAGUUUCAUCCGGAACAUUUUGUUUGUGUGUUUUGUUUGAAACAAUUGAACAAGGGCACUUUUAAAGAGCAAAACGACAAACCCUAUUGUCACCCGUGCUUUGAAAAAUUGUUUGCAUAAUAGUAUUAUUAUUAUUACUACUACUACUACAACUACUACUACUACUGCUACUACUACUAAUAAUAAUUUAAUAAUACUUAUGGUAGUUAUUAUAAUAACGAUAUAAUACUGUAUGGUCGCAAUUAUGUUUAUAUCAUAAAAAAAAAAUUAAAUAAAAUAUUAAAUGGACACACAUUUUUAUUGGGCACUGUUAGGUCCUAUUUUUACAUUUUCUUUAUUUGCUACUGUUUUCAAUAUACUGUACUUUCAAUGAUUAUCACUUAUAUUAUAUAUAU
This is a messenger RNA of Oppia nitens, 2011 nucleotides long. Its product is annotated as leupaxin-like. Gene Ontology annotation, biological process: muscle structure development; actin cytoskeleton organization. The coding region runs from base 255 to 1736 and encodes 493 amino acids. NCBI's taxonomy places the organism in Eukaryota, Metazoa, Arthropoda, Arachnida, Sarcoptiformes, Oppiidae. The transcript has 8 exons. The record is from RefSeq and is a predicted model, not a curated record. Gene Ontology annotation, molecular function: actin binding; muscle alpha-actinin binding. Gene Ontology annotation, cellular component: stress fiber; adherens junction; filamentous actin.